Magallana angulata is the source of this 2447-nucleotide messenger RNA. Its product is annotated as pre-B-cell leukemia transcription factor 1-like. Gene Ontology annotation, molecular function: RNA polymerase II cis-regulatory region sequence-specific DNA binding; DNA-binding transcription factor activity, RNA polymerase II-specific. Gene Ontology annotation, biological process: regulation of transcription by RNA polymerase II; animal organ morphogenesis; neuron development. The record is from RefSeq and is a predicted model, not a curated record. Gene Ontology annotation, cellular component: nucleus. Bases 239 to 1528 code for a protein of 429 amino acids. The transcript is spliced from 11 exons. NCBI's taxonomy places the organism in Eukaryota, Metazoa, Mollusca, Bivalvia, Ostreida, Ostreidae.
AAAGAAUCUGGUUAGUUUCACGCUUGUGUAGCCGCCAUUUCUAUUUAGAGGCAUUUUGACUGGCACUGAUGUACCACCCCAAUAAUCCUCCAAUGUAGCGGAAUUUGUGUAAUCUGUGUAUGUGUAUUGUGCAAACUUACUAAUGAGGAUCUUUAACAUUGGGUGAAUAAUUUUAUUUUUUAUGCAGAAUAGAGCAUUUUCAGUGAGUGAAUAAACGUUGAGAGAACAGUGAAAAAAUAUGGAAGACGGACAAAGAAUGUAUUCACAACAAGGGGGACUGACUAACAUGUCGGGAAACGUGUUGCCUCAGUACAACAUGGGUCAAGAUGAACCGUCAGAUCAGAGAAAACAGGAGAUAGGGGACAUCCUCCAACAAAUUAUGACAAUUACUGACCAGAGUUUGGACGAAGCCCAAGCAAGGUGCCGAAAACACACACUGAACUGUCAUCGAAUGAAGCCAGCAUUAUUUAGCGUACUGUGUGAAAUCAAAGAAAAAACGGUGCUAAGUAUAAGAAACUCACAGGAGGAAGAGCCCCCUGACCCUCAGCUGAUGCGGUUGGACAAUAUGUUGAUCGCAGAAGGAGUGGCGGGUCCAGAAAAAGGGGGUGGGUCAUCUGCUGCCGCCAAUGCCACUGCUGCCGCCUCUGGGGGUCAGCCUGACAGUGCCAUAGAACACUCAGACUACCGUGCCAAACUGGCACAAAUUCGUCAGAUUUAUCACACAGAACUUGAGAAAUAUGAGCAGGACCUUGAUCUAAGCGAUGGUUCAGAAAUCAAAAACUCGGACUAUGAAGCUAAACUGGCCCAGAUUCGUCAAGUCUACCAAACGGAAUAUGGGAAAUAUGAACAGGCUUGCAAUGAGUUUACAACUCAUGUGGUCAACUUGUUGAGGGAACAGAGUCGUACUCGUCCUAUAGCUCCCAAAGAAAUCGAAAGAAUGGUCACUAUCAUACGCAAGAAGUUUGCUGCCAUUGAAAUGCAAUUGAAACAGAGCACCUGUGAAGCAGUAAUGAUUCUAAGGUCAAGGUUCCUUGAUGCCAGGAGAAAGAGGCGAAAUUUUAGUAAACAAGCCACAGAGCUGCUGAAUGAGUAUUUUUACUCCCACCUCAGUAAUCCAUACCCUAGUGAGGAGGCCAAAGAGGAACUCGCUCGGAAGUGUGGAAUCACCGUGUCACAGGUUUCUAAUUGGUUUGGUAACAAAAGAAUUCGAUACAAGAAGAACAUAAAUAAGGCACAAGAGGAAGCCAACAUGUACGCGGCCAAAACUGCGGCAGCAGCGGCUGCUAACGUUGGCCCUGAGGGAGGUGCGGCCGGGUAUAACGUGGGCGGGGGACAGGCUGGGAUGUACAUGAACCUCAACGGGGGAGACAACUACCAGAGUAGUGAUAAUUCGGUAGGAGACAAUGUCCAAAACCAGGUGAAUGCAUUGCGGCAUGUCAUUUCACAGUCGGGUGGUUAUAGUAGUGACAGCAUGCACAGUACGCCUGCCUCCAUGUAUGAACAACAUAUGAACCAACAGCUACAGUGAGGCCCCCUGGCUCUAGUAGUAGAAGAGGUCCGCCAUGAAAUCUCACCAUAAAAUUGUAGUUGCCUUGAUUACGGUGUUAAAAGUUGAAUCUCGCUGGAAUUUUGUGUGCCAUGGAAACGAGGCCCUUAAAAACUCUCGCUAUUUCCAAAUCAAUAUACUUUCCUAAAGAAGAAUCUUGUUCAGUCUCCAAAAAAUAAAUUGUACAGCACAGAGAGAAAAAAAAAAUCCAAAAAUUCAAAGACAAAAAAACCAGGGUAAAUCUUGUGCUAAAAUUGGAUUUGAAUAAAGACGAGAAUAAAUUUUUGGAGAUAUUUGUGUUCAGACAUAUAAGAUUCUUCAAGAUGGGAUAUGAUGUAGGCCAUAAUUUGCCAUACCUUUUCUAGUGCUCUGAAAAAAAGUUAACUGAAUUAUACUUCCUUAGUUAAUAUUGUGUGAAUCAUCUUGUAUUCUAUAAACAUUGUUAUUCUAGGUAGCAAUUCACUUAAAGUUUUUUUCUUUUUCUGUUUGUUUGUUGUACAUAAGACCUCAUGAAAAAGCAUGGUUGUAAAAAAAAUUCGAGAUAAAUAUUGUUCAUUUUGCUAGAAAUGUUAUAUGAAAAUGUAUAUUUUAUCAUUUUGCUAUGAGCAAGUGCUAUGUUUUAAGGGAGUGCGGUCAAGUUCAUGUUCCGUGGUGCCCUGUACAGAACGCAUCAACAUAUUUAGUAGUUGAAACCAUAUGAAUUUGUUAAUCCCAUUAAAAGCAUAAUUUUUAAGGCAAUCUUUUUCAGCAGUUUGAUAGAAUCAAACUGAAUAUUUUAAUCAAAUGUUGUCCAUUUCUCUAUGGAAGUCAUAUAGUUUUAGUCCACUAUAAUGGUACUUUUAUGAAUAUAAAAAAAAAUAUAUAUGUAUGAUAUGUAUUAAAAUAAAUGCUGACAUCCCAA